Molecule: messenger RNA, 1625 nt
Organism: Hypomesus transpacificus
Lineage: Eukaryota; Metazoa; Chordata; Actinopteri; Osmeriformes; Osmeridae
Gene: yjefn3
Product: YjeF N-terminal domain containing 3
Exons: 6
Coding region: 348-1085 (245 amino acids)
Cellular component (GO): mitochondrion
Molecular function (GO): NAD(P)HX epimerase activity
Source: RefSeq, a predicted model, not a curated record
UGCUCCCUCUCCGUCACUGGCUGACUGAGCUUCUACGAGCGCCACAGCCUGGACCAAUCGUCUCUCUCUCACGGUGUCUCCCUGCCUGUUAAUUGGCUGCCUCCCUCAGCCAGAGCAGCUGAGAAACACACCCAGCUGGCUUUAUCAGAGAGCAAGCUGAAGCCAAGUAGAGAGAGAGAGACAGAGAGAGAGAGACAUAGAGACAUAGAGAGAGAGAGUGAGAGAAAUAGAAAGUCAGUCAGCGAACGAGGGCACACGCGAGAGAGAGAAAGAGAGUGUAGUGUCUGUGAAGCAGUGCAGCUCGUUCUCCCCCCCUGUUGCUGAAUCUUCGCAGUCUGACGGACAAGAUGAACCACAGCUCCAUAGAACCGGCAGAGACCAUUGAGGCACUACGCUACAUCAGUAAGGUGGAGGUGGCAGCCAUCGAGACAGAGCUACUGAGUGACUACAGGUUCGGACAGCAGCAGCUCAUCGAGAUCUGGGGUCAUGCCUGCGCCAUCGCCAUCACCAAGGCCUUCCCCUUGAGCUCCCUGGGGAAGAAACAGCCCACUGUUCUGGUGGUCUGUGGACCCGAGCAGAACGGUUCUAUUGGACUGGUCUGUGCCCGACACCUGCGCAUAUUCGAGUACGAGCCCACCAUCUACUACCCGAAGCGCUCCCAGCACAGCCUGCACCAGGACUUCACCGUGCAGUGUGAGAAGAUGGACAUCCCCUUUCUGUCCUAUCUCCCCACGGAGGUCCAGCUGAUAAACGAUGCCUAUAACCUGGUGAUCGAUGCCAUCAUGGGGCCUGAGACCGACCAUGCCAACGUCAAGGAGCCCUACGCUGGCAUCCUGGUCACCCUCAAGCAGGUGAAGAUCCCCAUCGCCAGCGUGGACGUGCCCUCAGGUUGGAAUGUGGAUGAGGUCACCACAGACGGCAUCAACCCGGAAGUGCUCAUCUCGCUCACGGCACCCAAGAAAUGUGCCACCAGUUUUUCAGGGAAGCAUUUCCUGGCCGGUCGCUUCCUGCCUUACGACAUCCAGAAGAAAUAUGAUCUCAACCUGCCAGAGUACCCAGGCACAGACUGUCUUAUAGAAUUGUAAACACGCCAGCGAGUCUUCAUUUUGGAAAAUAUGAUUCUCAUGUUUUGUAUUUUAUAGAUUGUUACUGUGCUUUAUUGUCAAUGUGCUUCUCUCAAAGGGGCAUAGAGCAGGUUGCGCUGUAGUCCGAAUUUACUCUGUUUUGCUAAACACAGUACAGUGAAGAUUUUAUUUAGUCCUUGAGUGGUUUGAGUGUUUUUGCGACGGUCUGAGGAGUUUUUGGUGUGAGUUUUCAUGUAUAUGGCAACAUUACCCUCUGUGUCAUUCCGUUCUAGCUCAGAGAUGUUAUCCCUGAUGAUGGAUGGUGAAUGUGUUGGGCUGUACAUUCAAGAUUUCGCUGACUAAUUCACACACAACCUGGGUUGCGUUGAGAAUUAGUAUUUCUUUUCUGAGAGUUUUUUGGAACAAAAAUGUGUUCUCCUUUGUUUAUUUCUACAUCAAUCUAAACUGAUGUAUUUUCUUUACUGAACACGUAAUAGCAUAUGUCUGUACAUGUGCAUUAGCGUUAGCUCUUGGUCCUGUAAUAAAAAGUUUUAUCACUUA